Molecule: messenger RNA, 568 nt
Organism: Tarenaya hassleriana
Lineage: Eukaryota; Viridiplantae; Streptophyta; Magnoliopsida; Brassicales; Cleomaceae
Product: photosystem I reaction center subunit IV B, chloroplastic
Exons: 4
Coding region: 1-402 (133 amino acids)
Biological process (GO): photosynthesis
Cellular component (GO): photosystem I reaction center; photosystem I
Source: RefSeq, a predicted model, not a curated record
AUGGCGAUGACGUCAGCAUCUUCCGGGUUUGUUCUGACGGCCAACUUCGCCGCCGGCGCCGGUGGUUCAUCGGCGUCGUCUAGGAGCUCCGCCGUGUUUUUCUUGCCGAUGAGGAGCGCCGCCGAUAAACAAUCAGCGGCGGAGGAAGCUCCGGCAACCACCGCAGCUCCGGCGGCGGAAGCUGCCACCAAGCCAAAGCCGCCUCCGAUCGGCCCCAAGAGAGGCGCCAAGGUGAAGAUUCUGAGGAAAGAGUCAUACUGGUACAAGAACGUGGGAUCAGUAGUGGCCGUUGAUCAGGAUCCGAAGACGAGGUACCCGGUUGUGGUCCGGUUCCCGAAGGUGAACUACGCCAACGUAUCGACCAACAAUUACGCACUGGACGAGGUCGAAGAAGUUAAAUGAGAAUUAUUCAUCAAAGGUCUAUUUGCCUGUAAUGGAACCGUUUGUGCCUUGCCCAUUAGUCUAUUCUCUCUUCUUCUGAAUUCUUGCCCCAUCACUUGUGAAAAUAUUUAGAUCACGAAUCCGAAUGUAAUCGAAUUGUACUAUUAAAACCCGGGUUUUUAGCUCA